AUGGGUCCUCCUCCAAACACCGCCUCGCGUCCAAGAUCAUACAUAUCUUCCAUCAUCAGCUCAAUUAUCAACAUCGCCAAAGCACUCGUCAUCAACGCCUAUAAAGCCCUCUAUGCAUCCCUAGAUGCUCUCAUCCCACCCCCCAAACGUGCAGAGAUCAGGUCCAGGCUCGCUGCCUUCGCUCGGGAGCGUCCAAUUCUCGCCUCCUUCUUAGCCUCCCAGGCCGUCUUCUGUGGAAUUCCCCUCGUCCUGUUCGUGCUACAAGCCAUAAGCGUGUUUAUUUUCGCUUUCACUACCGCUCUGGUUCUUGCUUCGCUUUGUGCCAUCACCUUUACGGCUAUAUGUACUGGGCUGGCCUUGCUUGUGCUUGUGCCCGUCCUAGCUGUCACGACCUUUGUGGGUGCUUCGGUUUGGUUCUGGGGAUGGGUAGGAUGGUGGGCUUUGGUCUCCUUUGGUAUCGUGCAGACGGAGUCUCCGUCGAAGAGAGCCAGUGCCGUGAAGGCAGAAGAGCAUAUACCUGCUGGAAGCCAGACGAGGGUCGAUGGCUUCAACGGGGUCAAGAGCCAUAAGGAUGGGUUCCCGGCUGGCAUAUCUACUUGA
Molecule: messenger RNA, 600 nt
Organism: Microsporum canis CBS 113480
Lineage: Eukaryota; Fungi; Ascomycota; Eurotiomycetes; Onygenales; Arthrodermataceae
Exons: 1
Coding region: 1-600 (199 amino acids)
Source: RefSeq, a predicted model, not a curated record